Procambarus clarkii (red swamp crayfish) is the source of this 2421-nucleotide messenger RNA. NCBI's taxonomy places the organism in Eukaryota, Metazoa, Arthropoda, Malacostraca, Decapoda, Cambaridae. The record is from RefSeq and is a predicted model, not a curated record.
AUGCGAUCCAAAAUAGAAGCCACAUGUGACACAUGCCAGAGGCCACAACCUGUGCCACAUACCAGAGGCUACAACCUGUGCCACAUACCAGAGGCCACAACCUGUGCCACAUACCAGAGGCCACAACCUGUGCCACAUACCAGAGGCCACAACCUGUGCCACAUACCAGAGGCCACAACCUGUGCCACAUACCAGAGGCUACAACCUGUGCCACAUACCAGAGGCCACAACCUGUGCCACAUACCAGAGGCCACAACCUGUGCCACAUACCAGAGGCCAUAUGUGCCACAUACCAGAGGCCACAACCUGUGCCACAUACCAGAGGCUACAACCUGUGCCACAUACCAGAGGCCACAACCUGUGCCACAUACCAGAGGCCACAUGUGCCACAUACCAGAGGCCACAACCUGUGCCACAUACCAGAGGCCACAACCUGUGCCACAUACCAGAGGCCACAACCUGUGCCACAUACCAGAGGCCACAACCUGUGCCACAUACCAGAGGCCACAACCUGUGCCACAACCUGUGCCACAUACCAGAGGCCACAACCUGUGCCACAUACCAGAGGCCACAACCUGUGCCACAUACCAGAGGCCACAACCUGUGCCACAUACCAGAGGCCACAACCACAUGUGCCACAUACCAGAGGCCACAACCUGUGCCACAUACCAGAGGCCACAACCUGUGCCACAUACCAGAGGCCACAACCUGUGUGCCACAUACCAGAGGCCACAACCAGAGGCUACAACCUGUGCCACAUACCAGAGGCCACAACCUGUGCCACAUACCAGAGGCAACCUGUGCCACAUACCAGAGGCCACAACCUGUGCCACAUACCAGAGGCCACAUGUGCCACAUACCAGAGGCCACAACCUGUGCCACAUACCAGAGGCCACAACCUGUGCCACAUACCACAACCUGUGCCACAGAGGCCACAACCUGUGCCACAUACCAGAGGCUACAACCUGUGCCACAUACCAGAGGCCACAACCUGUGCCACAUACCAGAGGCCACAUGUGCCACAUACCAGAGGCCACAACCUGUGCCACAUACCAGAGGCUACAACCUGUGACACAUACCAGAGGCCACAACCUGUGCCACAUACCAGAGGCCACAACCUGUGCCACAUACCAGAGGCCACACAUACCAGAGGCCACAACCUGUGCCACAUACCAGAGGCAUACCAGAGGCCACAACCUGUGCCACAUACCAGAUUCCACAACCUGUGCCACAUACCAGAGGCCACAACCUGUGCCACAUACCAGAGGCCACAACCUGUGCCACAUACCAGAGGCCACAACCUGUGCCACAUACCAGAGGCCACAACCUGUGCCACAUACCAGAGGCCACAACCUGUGCCACAUACCAGAGGCCACAACCUGUGCCACAUACCAGAGGCCACAACCUGUGCCACAUACCAGAGGCCACAACCUGUGCCACAUACCAGAGGCCACAACCUACAACCUGUGCCACAUACCAGAGGCCACAACCUGUGCCACAUACCAGAGGCCACAACCUGUGCCACAUACCAGAGGCCACAUGUGCCACAUACCAGAGGCCACAACCUGUGCCACAUACCAGAGGCUACAACCUGUGACACAUACCAGAGGCCACAACCUGUGCCACAUACCAGAGGCCACAACCUGUGCCACAUACCAGAGGCUACAACCUGUGCCACAUACCAGAGGCCACAACCUGUGCCACAUACCAGAUUCCACAACAUGUGACACAUACCAGAGGCCACAACCUGUGCCACAUACCAGAUUCCACAACCUGUGCCACAUACCAGAGGCCACAACCUGUGCCACAUACCAGAGGCCACAACCUGUGCCACAUACCAGAGGCCACAACCUGUGCCACAUACCAGAGGCCACAUGUGCCACAUACCAGAGGCCACAACCUGUGCCACAUACCAGAGGCCACAACCUGUGCCACAUACCAGAGGCCACAACCUGUGCCACAUACCAGAGGCCACAUGUGCCACAUACCAGAGGCCACAACCUGUGCCACAUACCAGAGGCCACAACCUGUGCCACAUACCAGAGGCCACAUGUGCCACAUACCAGAGGCCACAACCUGUGCCACAUACCAGAGGCCACAACCUGUGCCACAUACCAGAGGCCACAACCUGUGCCACAUACCAGAGGCCACAACCUGUGCCACAUACCAGAGGCCACAACCUGUGCCACAUACCAGAGGCCACAACCUGUGCCACAUACCUCGUCACCCAGAGUAAUGGCCCUUUAUGAACAGUCUCUUAGCUCAAGUCUAAGGAACAAGAACAACCCGGAAACCUCCGUCAUACAAAACAGAGAGAAUCCUCCACGACCAACGGGCUUCCUGUCCCCAUUAAGGUCUGUGUAUGUAGUUAUGACGAGACUUACAUAUCAACGGCUAAUAAUCGUUGGUAUUAGCCGUUGA